Metarhizium robertsii ARSEF 23 is the source of this 2670-nucleotide messenger RNA. RefSeq names its product Cytochrome P450 CYP5075C1. Gene Ontology annotation, molecular function: oxidoreductase activity, acting on paired donors, with incorporation or reduction of molecular oxygen; iron ion binding; FAD binding. Bases 1 to 2670 code for a protein of 889 amino acids. The transcript has 7 exons. The record is from RefSeq and is a predicted model, not a curated record. Lineage: Eukaryota; Fungi; Ascomycota; Sordariomycetes; Hypocreales; Clavicipitaceae.
AUGACGGUGAUGAUCUCAACCGCCCACCCACGGCUGUCAGUUCACGGUGCGGCCAACAUCCACGGCGGCGUCACCAUCGACCUCAGCGGCCUCAAUACCAUCACGAUGAGCAGUCGGGAUUUUGUGUCUGUUGGCGCUGGCACAACCUGGGGCGAGAUAUACUCGCAGCUCGACGCCCGAGGGUUGACAGUGGGUGGGGGUCGCGCAUCCAGCGUGGGGGUCGGCGGUUUGUCUGUGGGUGGGGGCAUUUCGUACCUGGGGCCCCGCGUGGGGUGGACGUGCGACACCAUCAUCAAUUUCGAGGUGGUGCUUGCCAACGGCUUCAUCGUCAACGCCAACCACCACCAGCAUUCGGACCUCCUGUGGGCGCUUCGCGGCGGCUCUAACAACUUUGGCAUUGUCACCAGCGUCGACUUGCGCGUGUUUGAGCAGGGCCAGCUCUGGGGCGGCUUUGUCGACAGACCCUUUUCCACCAUCGACGACCAGGUGGUUGCCUUGUCCGACUUCAGCAACCCGGCAACCUACGACGACUAUGCGUCCUUGCUCACCACGUUUGCCUAUUCGGGGAAACAGGAUGUCAAGGUCAUCGUCAACAACAUGGAGUACACCAGGCCGGUGGUGAAUCCACCAGUGUACCGUGCCUUGUCAGAGCUGCCCUCUCUGUCCAACUCGCAGCGAAUAACCAACAUGUCAGAUCUGGCGGCGGAGACAGAAUCGAGGGAUAUCAGGGGCUUCAGGCAGGCAACGGCCACCGUCACCAUUCAGUCUUGUGUCGAGGCCAUCAAUGCGACUGUGAGGGCAUGGAAUGCCCUCGUGCCAUCAGUACGCCUAAUCCCGGGGCUCGUGUGGGCAGUCACAAUGGAUCCCAUCCCUCCAACACUCCACGCGCGGCACGCUGUGGCCAAUGCCCUCGGGCUGGCCAACCGUGGCGACAAGUCCCUGAUCAUCGUCAUGGCGACCGCGACCUGGUCCAAUGCUGCAGACGACGAAGCCGUCAACAUGGCGAUGAAGAAGCUGAUUGCAACCACUGAGCACAAUGUGGGCCGGAUGGGCAAGCUGGACCCCUUCAUCUACAUCGACUAUGCGGCACAAUGGCAGAACCCCAUCGCCAGCUACGGGCCGGCCAGUGUGGACAAGCUGCUCGAGACGCAACGCAAGUACGACCCUCGACGUGUUUUUACUCGCAUGGUCCCUGGUGGAUUCAAGCUUGCCCACUCCGUAACACGUGUACAGCCAAAUAUCCAGAACGAAUUGGACAGAUGGGUUACAAAGGCUCGCGCUCUGGACGUCCCUAUUGUUAGGAUCCCGUUCGGCGUCAACAGCUACACCUGGGUCAUUCUACAACCGUUCGUAUGGAACCUUCUCAACUUCCUGCCCGUGCCGUGGAGCUCAUACCCCGACUUUGGUUGGAUGACUGGCCCCGUUCAACGACGACUUGAUGUCUUUGGUGUGGAGGGAGACGUUGUGUCACGCGCGGCCGGAGAUAGAUCGAUGCUUCACGCUUGGACCACUCAAUUUCGUGGCAAUAUCCCGAGUCUCGAAAAUGACUUGCGAGCACUCACAUUCAAUGUGCUCGGUGCGACAGCCUUCCAUGAGCGUCCCCAGUCACAAACCAAUACCAGACCGAAAGACUCGGAGAAAAUCGCGGGGGGCUACCAGGAUACCUUGCGAACUGUUCUCGACAACUCUAUCUUGUUGAUGUUAACUCCCUAUCACCGUCUCAGAGGGACUAUUAUUCCCAGGCAUCUCGCUAGAGUUGGACGCGCAGCCGAGUCAUUUAGGUCUAUCCUGCUGAAGGUUCUCCGAGAGGAGACAGCUGCUCUUGGCAGUGAUGGCUCCAAGCAAAAUGGCUUAUUGACACCCCUCGUCCGUGCCCUAAAGCCAGAUACUCGCGAGGAAACCAAAAAUAGUGCAGCCCCGGUAUCUGCCAAGGCCAAGAACAGUGGCCUUUCUGUUGACGAGAUCCUUGGAAACAGCUUCGUCAUUAAUUUUGCAGGCCAUGAUACCGUGCGUCUUACGCUAAAUUUCACCCUUGCUCUCCUAGCAGUACAUCCAGACGUACAAGAAUGGAUCUACCAGGAAAUCAAGAUGUUCUCCGGGGGACACCCGAAUGAUGAGUGGGACUACGACAUGUUCCCCAAGCUCAAACGCUGCCAGGCUGUGCUUCUUGAGACGCUCCGCAUCUUCCCCCCAGUUACCGGCAUACCUAAAAUUGCGUCCCAAACGGCGCCGAGUCUCCGGCUCGGGGAUCAACUUCUCGUCAUCCCCCCGGGGACCGAGGUCUUCCCGUUGCUGCUCGGUGUACAGACGGACGCCAGGUACUGGGACGACCCAUAUAUCUGGCGACCAUCUCGCUGGAUUUUGCAUGACGACAAGGGAGACGAGGGGCUACUGAAUCCUCGCAGAGGGACCUUUUUGCCCUGGUCGGAGGGCCCCCAGAUCUGCGUUGGCAAGAAAUUUUCCCUGGUUGAAGGCGUGGCAGUGUUGGCUUGUUUGUUGCAGGAGCAUCGCUUGCUUGUGCAGGUGGAAGCAGGCGAAACGCAGGAACAGGCCAGGCGUCGAGUCCGAAACUGUAUAGACGACGCCAAUUAUAAUCUGCUGCUCAGGAUGAACCAUCCUGAGCGGGUCAGGUUGGAGUGUGUCCGAAUCCAAACCGAAAUCCGGGCCUAG